Messenger RNA from Eurytemora carolleeae, 1440 nucleotides. Its product is annotated as U5 small nuclear ribonucleoprotein 40 kDa protein-like. The transcript is spliced from 10 exons. The record is from RefSeq and is a predicted model, not a curated record. Gene Ontology annotation, molecular function: RNA binding; protein binding. Gene Ontology annotation, cellular component: catalytic step 2 spliceosome. Lineage: Eukaryota; Metazoa; Arthropoda; Copepoda; Calanoida; Temoridae.
AUAAUAUUUUAUAAUUUAUAGUUUUCAGAUCAACUAUGCCGGAGAAAAGAUCUGGAGACAUGAUGGCCAUGGUUCCCGUGGCUAAAAAGCCAAGAGGAGAAAUGGUUAUUAUUGGGAACCGAUCCAGGGCCAUAAUGGAAGCUGGCCCUGCCAGAACAUCCAACAUGGAGGCCCCAAUCAUGCUACUCACAGGGCACAAGAGUGAGAUAUACACUGGAAAGUUCCAUCCAAGCGGGAACUGGGUGGCUAGCGGAGGCAUGGAACGUCUGCUCUACCUUUGGAACGUUUACGGGGAAUGUGAGAAUGUUAGCAUUAUGUCGGGACAUACGGGACCCAUACUUCAGCUAAAUUUCAGCGGCGAUUAUUAAUAUAUUUGUACAGGUGAGCGUAUAAAGCGGAUGAAAGGACACACUGGAAUGGUUAACAGUGUAGCUGUGGCUAGGAACGAUAAACCUCUUCUUGUAUCUGGGGGAGACGAUUGUCAUGUUAGAGUCUGGGAUAGGAGACAAAGAUUGCCAGUUCACAAUCUGAAUUCAGAUUUCCAGGUUACAGCGGUCAGCUUCAAUGGAGAUUCAACUCAGGUUAUUUCUGGGGGGAUUGAUAAUGAUAUCAAGAUUUGGGAUCUACGUAAAGCUGAACUGCAGACCAGUAUUGCUGGGCAUAUGGAUACUGUUACAGGAUUAUCCCUGAGUCCUGAUGGAAAUACUGUUCUCUCCAACGCUAUGGACAGCACAGCUAGAAUAUGGGAUAUCCGUCCUUUCUGUGUCGGUGAGAGAUGUGUCAAGGUGUUUAAGGGACACACUCAUAACUUCGAGAAGAACCUCCUCCACUGCGCCUGGUCUCCCGACGGCAGCAUGGUGUCGGCCGGCAGCUCAGACAGGAAUGUCUACGUGUGGGAAGUCGCGUCUAGGAAGAUACUGUAUAAGCUCCCUGGCCACCUUGGAUCAGUGAACGAUGUGGAUUUCCACAAGAUUGAACCUAUCAUCCUCUCCGUCGGCUCUGACAAACAGAUUUAUCUAGGAGAGUUCGAACCUUAAUCGGAACACAAGCUUGGUUUCAAACUCAGAGUGGUGAAAGAUUAAAUCCUAUUAAAAUCAUAAUUUUGAUGAUGUGUAAUUCACUAUAUGGAUGUACAUUGUACCACAAAGUAUAUAGCGUAAAAUGUGUAGUGUAACAGUAUACAAAUGUAUACUGUACUCCGUACAUUUCACUAUACUGUGUACAAUGUGUACUGCAUAUGUACACUGUACACUGUACAAACACUAGUAAAUAAAUCCAAAAACUAAAAACAAUGUUACCAUUUAAGCAGAAGUUUCUUUGUUUUCCUAAACCAAAUUCAAACAUUGGAUUUUGCAGUUAAACAAAUAUUGACAUUUAUAUGUUGCGUCAAUAUUUGGAAUCUUACUCUUUUUGUUUGAAUAAAUUUUUUUGUUGAAAAUG